This is a messenger RNA of Capsicum annuum, 943 nucleotides long. RefSeq names its product steroid 5-alpha-reductase DET2-like. Gene Ontology annotation, biological process: lipid metabolic process. The record is from RefSeq and is a predicted model, not a curated record. Bases 53 to 853 code for a protein of 266 amino acids. NCBI's taxonomy places the organism in Eukaryota, Viridiplantae, Streptophyta, Magnoliopsida, Solanales, Solanaceae. Gene Ontology annotation, molecular function: oxidoreductase activity, acting on the CH-CH group of donors. The transcript is spliced from 2 exons.
AGGUUUUUUGGAGGUUUUUAUUGAGACAAGCAAAUCUAAAAAACCAAUAAAAAUGUUUCAAAGUUUUGUGUUUAAAGAGCCAUCUCCAAUAACCACAACAAUAUCUAUGGUGGCCUUUGUGUUUGUGGCCUUCUUUGGUAUAUCAGAAAUAUUUGGGAAGCAUCUACAGUUCUCCAAAUUCGUCAAUGUCAGUUCCAAUUCUAAUUCACAUAGUAAUAAUUUCUUGCAGAGCAAAUUGUCUAGUAGAAUUGGGAUGUUUAUAGUCUAUGCCCCACCUUGUGUUGUUGGCUUUGCUUCAUUUGUGAUGUACCCAAAUGGUGAAACUAGGUUUAUCAUGCUUAAAUCUGCUGUUACUAUCCAUUUCUUGAAGAGGGUUCUUGAGGUUCUAUUUGUACAUAAAUACAGUGGUGGAAUGGUUCUUGGUUCAGCACUUAUUAUAUCAUCCUCCUAUAUUACAUUGGUUGCAGUCCUAAUACAUCUCCAACACUUAAUUCAAGAAUAUACUGAGCCAAAAAUUGAUCUAAAAUAUAUUGGUUUAACAAUAUCUUUAGUUGGAAUAUGUGGCAAUUUUUAUCAUCAUUACCUCCUUUCCAAGCUAAGAGAUAAAAAAGAAAAGGGCUAUAAAAUUCCUCAAGGUGGUCUUUUUAGUAUGGUCAUAUGUCCUCAUUAUUUUUUCGAAAUUCUUGACUUUUUAGGGAUUUCAUUUAUUUCCCAAAUGUCAUUAUCAUUUUCAUGUGUUGUGGGUUCAACUUUAUACAUGAUGGGAAGGAGCUAUGUUACUAGGAAAUGGUAUAUUUCUAAAUUUAAGAAUUUCCCAAAUAAUGUAAAGGCUUUGAUUCCGUUUGUUUUCUAGACUUUAUAUAUAGUUUGAUGUAAUAAAGGGAUACUUUAUAUCCCAUUUAUGCUACUCCAUUAGAAAGCAUGAGAAGACUUUUUAUUGAGC